Molecule: messenger RNA, 3082 nt
Organism: Oryzias latipes (Japanese medaka)
Lineage: Eukaryota; Metazoa; Chordata; Actinopteri; Beloniformes; Adrianichthyidae
Gene: safb
Product: scaffold attachment factor B
Biological process (GO): regulation of mRNA processing; regulation of transcription by RNA polymerase II
Cellular component (GO): nucleus
Molecular function (GO): RNA binding; sequence-specific DNA binding
Source: RefSeq, a predicted model, not a curated record
CGUAUCAGCAGCUUGUUUCGCGGCGUCCGCCAUUUUGCACUCGCGCUAGCUUGUAUCUCUAACGUCGGUGCUGCAGAAUAAGGACGUCUACCGUUUGCCACGACACCGGGGUUUGGAUCAGAUAAGCGGGCCAAAUCAUGUCGAACCCGUCAGCAGACGCGGAACUUCCAGAGAACGCCGAAGUCCGAAAAUUAACGGACCUGAGGGUAAUCGAUUUGAAGGCCGAGUUGAAGAAACGAAACCUGGACACGACUGGGGUCAAGAGCGUGCUGUCUGAGCGUCUUAAAAAGGCUAUUGAGGAAGAAGGUGGCAAUCCAGACGAGAUUGUUGUUGUCCCAGAGUCGACCCCCAAAAGAGCAAACGCUACACCCAAACGAGCUCCCAAAGGUAUCACGCUUGAAAACAAUGAAACAGAAGACGGGUCUGUGGAGGAGGAUUCUCGUGGCGAACACGAGGAGCUUCUGGAUGAUCCAGAGAACAUGCAAGACAUGGACAUCCUUGACAUGAAUAUUCUAGAUGAUACGGAGAACGACAGCGGCAUACUAGCCGAGGAUCAUCUGGAUGGUGCCGAGAAUUUUGACAGGGAAUAUGCUGCCGGGUUGGACGAAGAACACGACUUUGAGUCAGAAGAAGCAAGAGGUUUAGAGCUGGACCACUGUGAGCUGUUGGACAAGGAUGAAGAUGGACAAUAUUUAUCCUCUAAUAUGGAUGGAGGCGGAGAUGGGCCUGGAGAACAAACAGAAAAUGACAAAGUAGCCGGGUCUUGUUUAUCUGAGCCGCUUAAAGAAGAGCCCCACCAGAGCCACGAGUCGGGCCCCGAAGAAGAGCAAGCUGCCACCGCUGGAGGGGAGGACAGUGUGUCCAAGGCUGACGCCGCCGCCCGUGGAGAUGUGGGAAGCGACCAGGAUAAUGUGGAGACUGGAGCCAAAGAGGUUGGGGACGCACGCAAAGUCCCCGAAGAGACAUUUGUCGCUGAAAACGAAAGCUCGCAGGCUGUUAGUGUAAGCAAACAGGGCGGCACAGGGGAAACUGUUGGUUCAGAAAUGGGGUCUAAGAAGGGUGAGGAUGAGAAGACGGAAGAGAGCGCUGCUGCGGACUCAGCCCUGAAAGAGUCGUCCUCUGUUGAGGGCGACGAUCAGAAGAAGAGCUCCGAGGACAAAGAUGGAAAGGCCGAGUCAAAGGAUGAAAAGGCCGCUGGAGGUGGUGCUGCCGCGAGUAGCAGGAAUCUGUGGGUCAGUGGUUUGUCCUCCACCACCAGAGCGACUGAUCUGAAAAGUCUGUUCAGCAAAUACGGAAAGGUGGUCGGAGCAAAGGUGGUGACCAACGCCAAGAGUCCCGGCGCUCGCUGCUAUGGCUUCGUCACCAUGUCGUCCUCUGAAGAGGCCACCAAAUGCAUCGGCCAGCUGCACAGGACCGAGCUUCACGGGAAGAUGAUCUCUGUGGAGCGGGCUAAAAAUGAGCCGGCGGGGAAAAAGCCUGCAGAGAAGUCCGGCACAGAGAGAAGACAGUCCACCGACUCCAAGUCUGAUGGAAAGGAAGAAAAGUCUGAGGGAGAAGGAGACGGCAAAGGGCGAAACGAGAGGACUGUGGUUAUGGACAAGUCCAAAGGAGAACCGGUUAUCAGCGUCAAGACCAAAAGCAAGAGCCGGGACAGGAGCACAAAGAGCCGCGAUCGUAAGUCCUCCAGUAAAGAAAGGAAAGACAUCCUGACAUUCGAUCAGAUCAAGAAGCAGAGGGAGCUGGAGCGGCAGAGGCAGUUCGACAGGGAGCUCAGGGAGUGGGAACGCCGCCGAUUUACCGAUCGGGACAACCGUCCGGACCGCGAGCGCGAGCGGAUCCGUCUGUUCCGUGAGAGAGAGGAAAAGAAGCACCUGCUGCGGAAGAGACACUGGCUGGAGACUGAGAGGGAGCGCCUUGAAGCCGACCGCAUGGAGCGGCAGUUCCUGGAGCGCGAACGGAUGCGGAUCGAGUACGAGAGGAGGCGCGAGCAGGAGAGGAUUCUCAGGGAACGCGACGAGCUGAGGCGGCAGCAGGAGCAGCUUCGCUACGAACAGGACCGCCGCCCCUUCAAAAGGCCGUACGACAUGGAGGGCAGGAAGGAGGAGUGGCCUGACAAGCGCAUGGCCAUGGACGACCGUUACGGCCGUUCCGACUUCGGCCGCCAGGAUCGCUACCAGGAUUUUGACCACAGAGACCGGGGCCGAUUCGCAGACAAUCCUCGGGGGAUGGGCCCCGACAGAGACGGACAGCACUUUUCAGACAGACACAGCAGGGAGUCUUGGGGUGGGGGCUAUGACAAGCGCAUGAACCCCAGGGAUGGCGGCCGUGACUGGGAUUCUGGUCGGAAGAUGGAUGGAGACCGGCCUUGGCAAGGUCGUGACGGCGCCGUGCCGGGCCAGAGCCACAUGGCUCGUGGAGGAAUGGCGGGGCGUGGAGGCUACAUGAACGCAGGAGCCUCUCAGUCGCUGUCCGGACCCCUGAACAGAACAAAUCCCAUGAUGCCGGGCGGCGGCGGCGGUGCUGGCGGACUGCAGGGAGGAGCGUUCGGGCGGCGUUAUUGAUCUGCUGAAACACGGACUUUGUCAGACGGUCAUUUCUCGUGGAUGUGGCCAUCCUGCUUUUGUACAUUACGCGUGUUUAUGUCAUACUUUAAAUCCAUUUUUGAUGGAUUCCUCCCACUUCCUGCUUUGGGCGCCACUGUGACGCCGUGCAAACACUGACGGUGUGAAGGAGAACGUCUUCAAAGCUGUAAGAAAUGUUUACCUGGACUGACGGACCUGACCUCACCAAACGCCUCGUGUCUCCGUUCAGCUUGAUCUGUUUUUUGUUGUUUUUUUUAGAAUAAAGAUGCUUCAGUUUUUGCUGACACGGCCUUUUUGGUUUCUUUUAAUUACAUCCUUUUUUCUGUUUUAAGUGUUGCUUGUUAGAUCUUCCAUCGAAGACUGAGACGUCGCGUGUAAAAAGUCAAAGGCGUUUUAGUUCCACUGAUUAUGGAUGGUUCUUUUAAUACUAAACUUGAUUCAGAACAGUCGACAUCUUGUAAAAUCCACACGAUGAAACAAAAAUAAAAGGUUUUCCAGGA